Penicillium bovifimosum is the source of this 1734-nucleotide messenger RNA. RefSeq names its product RNA methyltransferase, TrmH family. Gene Ontology annotation, molecular function: RNA binding; RNA methyltransferase activity. Lineage: Eukaryota; Fungi; Ascomycota; Eurotiomycetes; Eurotiales; Aspergillaceae. The coding region runs from base 1 to 1734 and encodes 577 amino acids. Gene Ontology annotation, biological process: rRNA methylation. The transcript has a single exon. Gene Ontology annotation, cellular component: mitochondrion. The record is from RefSeq and is a predicted model, not a curated record.
AUGCUAAGUGCUGUAUCAAGAACGAGACUGGAUAGUCGAAUUUCGAGAGUUUUCAGCUCAAGGAUAUCGGCCACUCGCCAUGCAUCAUUGAAUUCAGCAAUUGGCCGGGGGAUUCGCAGAUCUCAGACGGCGGACACUGACAGAGAUGAUCGUCGUGGCAACGAAACUCGUUUGCCCAGACGUGAAGAGAAUUACGGCCAAAGGCAAUACGGAGCGCGACAAUACGACCGAUCAAGUGAAACUAACUUCAGUCCCCGUCGAACAUACGGGGCACGACAAUACGGAGAACAAAACGUUGAACGGCCAGGCGGUUCUGAUCUGAAUGACCGAGCAUACAACCCCCGAGAGCGACAAUACGAAGGCAAGAAAUCCGAAAUAUUUGGUCGCAAAGACCAUGACCGUCGACAGUCAUCGCCAUGGAAUGACAAUCGUUCCUCAUUCCCGAGACAAAGCCGAAAAGAAGAAAAAUUCGAAUUCGACGCAGAUGAAUUCAUUCGUUCCGGUGAUUUCAGAGCCCUCCCCCGUGAACAUCAAUCCCGGUUCCAAUCGCGAUUCCAGGCUCGAACGCAAGAUAGCCAAUUUUCACACCGGGAACGAGAACGGCCCUCCGUGGACGAAUCAGGGGAGAAGGAUCCUAAAAAGUCUCGGGCUCAUCGGGCGACACGCGGCACACCAGAGCGAGUGAAGGAGAACGUCAAAGUCCCGGACACGAUACCCUACACUACACCGGCGUCAGAGUUCAUUUACGGCACCAGCGCCGUGGAGGCGGCGCUGCGCUGCAGCAGGCGUCAAUUAUACAAGCUUUAUCUCUAUCAAAGCAUGGAUGAAGAGUUGAGCGCAGGAAAGGUCAUGAUUCGCAAACUGGCGUUGUCAAAGAACAUUCCAGUCAAAAUGGCAUUUGCAGGGUGGUCUAGACUCAUGGAUAAGAUGAGCGCCGGACGACCUCACAAUGGGUGCAUUUUGGAGGCAUCACCUCUGCCCAAAUUGCCCGUGCGGGGCCUCCAGGCUGUUCCGUCUAUCUCCGAGGAACAUUUCCGGGUUGAGCUUGCGCCGCAAACCAAGGAAGAAGCCGCGGUCAAUGGUACGGACGAUCGUAUCCAGAUCUAUCAUCCUACUCCGACUUCACAAGAUGAGCAACCACGUCAUCGAUACCCGGUCCUCCUGCUUAUGGAUGGCAUUGUCGAUACCGGUAAUAUGGGUGCCAUCAUCCGCUCAUCCUAUUUCCUGGGAAUUGAUGCCAUUGUCCUAGCUGGCCGCAACUCCGCACCUAUGUCCCCCAUCACGAUCAAAUGUUCAGCUGGUGCGGCGGAAAACAUGCCUAUCCUUCACGUGAAGAACGAGGUUGACUUCAUCCAAAGGUCAAAGCAGAACGGAUGGCGGUUCUACGCCGCAGAUGCACCAGGUCCAGGCUCUGUGUACUUAGACUACAUUUCGGCCGGUGACAACCAGAGUAAGACCGAGCUUCCUUUCAUGACCGCGCCUAGUGUCUUGAUGAUGGGCAGUGAGGCUUCUGGACUCAGCUCGCACAUCAAGUCCCAUGCAGACGCAAUUGUCAGUAUUCCAGGCGCUCGGCAUAGUCCUGUUUUGGGCGUUGAGUCCGAUCCCGCCCGCAUUGACAGCCUGAAUGUGAGCGUUGCUGCUGCAUUGCUGAUGGAGAAGUUCUUGCGUACUCCACUGGCUGUGGCCGGGGUGGUCAAGAAAGAAAAGAACGUUGCGAAGGAGAAGAUGUGGUGA